AUGACGCACCAAAAUCACCAAACAAACGGUGCUAGUCUCGAGGAUUGCCACACAAACUUCUUCGCCUUGACUGAACUUCACGGCAUAAAAUGGCGUAAGCUAGUAUGGGGCGAGACAAGCGGCGGCGGCGAGACCGAAGAUGGGGCGGCACCUCUGGCCGAUCCUGUGAUCAGCAGCUAUGCGCGGUGUCUUGCUGGAGACAUACUGUGCGUAUGGCGACGUGUGCCGGCCCCGCAACCACUCGACUUAGAUAUGAGUACGCCAGCGCCAGCGCCGCCGCCGCUUUCCCUGCGAGCCUCCAAGGAAUUGUGGAUUUUCUGGUACGGCGAGGAGCCCGACCUCACCGGACUCGUCGCUUCCGAACUGCUGGAGAGUCGUGCGAAGUGGCGCGAAGACGGCGAUAAGUGGCGCUGUGGCUGGCACACGGCGCUCAGCCGCACGCUGAUCGAUACCGGUCACAUCGCCGUACCCGGUCCCCGCCUGCAUGCAUCACAAUACAAUCUUCGCAAGACACCCGACGGCUCUACGGCUUCACAACUCCCUUUCUUCGAGUUUCUAAUGUCACAUUUAGAAUUCAUUUGGAACAAACACGCGAGCGUGUGA
Pieris macdunnoughi is the source of this 603-nucleotide messenger RNA. The record is from the annotation of a GenBank genome assembly. Lineage: Eukaryota; Metazoa; Arthropoda; Insecta; Lepidoptera; Pieridae.